Molecule: messenger RNA, 721 nt
Organism: Peromyscus leucopus (white-footed mouse)
Lineage: Eukaryota; Metazoa; Chordata; Mammalia; Rodentia; Cricetidae
Exons: 9
Source: RefSeq, a predicted model, not a curated record
AUGGUGGAGACAUAUCAAAACAAUGUUAGUAUGCAGUUGGAGAUUGAUGAAUGUAAUGGUGAUCAAAUUAAAGAGGAAGAUAUGGUGGAGACAUAUCAAAACAAUGUUAGUAAGCAGUUGGAGAUUGAUGAAUGUAAUGGUGAUCAAAUUAAAGAGAUAGUAUUGUUGGAGACAUGCCAAAACAAAGUCAGUAUGCAAAUGGAGAUUGAUGAAUGUAAUGGUGAUCAAAUUAAAGAGGAAGUUAUCAUGGAGACAUAUCAAAACAAAGUCAGUAUGCAAUUGGAGAUUGAUGAAUGUAAUGGUGAUCAAAUUAAAGGGAUAGUUAGACAGGAGUCGAAUAAAAACAUCCUCAGGAAGCAGAAGGACACUUACCAAUGUGAUGGAGAUCAAUCUGAAGAGGAAGUUAUGGUGGAGACAUAUCAAAACAAUGUUAGUAUGCAGUUGGAGAUUGAUGAAUGUAAUGGUGAUCAAAUUAAAGGGAUAGUUAGACAGGAGUCGAAUAAAAACAUCCUCAGGAAGCAGAAAGACACUUACCAAUGUGAUGCAGAUCAAUCUGAAGAGGAAGUUAUGGUAGAGACAUAUCAAAACAAAGUCAGUAUGCAAUUGGAGAUUGGUGAAUGUAAUGGUGAUCAAAUUAAAGGGCUAGUUAGACAGGAGUCGAAUAAAAACAUCCUCAGGAAGCAGAAAGACGCUUACCAAUGUGAUGGAGAUCAAUCUGAAG